Molecule: messenger RNA, 3208 nt
Organism: Synchiropus splendidus (mandarinfish)
Lineage: Eukaryota; Metazoa; Chordata; Actinopteri; Syngnathiformes; Callionymidae
Gene: lrrn1
Product: leucine rich repeat neuronal 1
Exons: 2
Coding region: 361-2514 (717 amino acids)
Molecular function (GO): protein binding
Source: RefSeq, a predicted model, not a curated record
UCCUCCCUCCCUCUCUCUCUCUCUCCUUCACUGUCUCCCUCCAGUUGUAGGAGGAGCUGGGGACCAUCAGCGCGGCGCUUCUCUUCUGCGGCCGGUGUGUUUGCACCAUGCGCCUCUGACGGAGGAUGUAAACAACCUCCUGCAGGCGGAACACGGGAUACUUUCACUCAAAAAGACGCGUUUGAGGGUGAAGAAGCGGAGUUCAAUGCAAACAAGAUUACUUCCUACAGUUUGAUCGCUGUUGGUGACAGUGGGUUAUGAACCUGGAAUGAGGGACUGAAAACUGGAUUGAAGUCCAGUUCAUGACCGUAAAGAGCUCACAGCCGCACUCAACAGCCCCUCCUCUAAUCCUGCUUCAGCAUGGCUAGACAGAGGAUAGACUGCUUCCUCCUGGGCCAGGUGUUUCCCGGACUAAUCAUUGUGUCAAUAGCAAUGAGUCUUGUCCAGAGCAACGAGUGCCCCCAGCUUUGUGUGUGCGAGAUAAGGCCGUGGUUCACCCCCCAGUCCACCUACAGGGAAGCGAUAACUGUGGACUGCAACGAUCUGCGUCUGACACGCAUCCCAGGAAACCUCUCCACUGAAACUCAGGUUCUUCUCCUGCAGAGCAAUUACAUAGCAAGGACCAGCGAGGAGCUGGAACAGCUCUUCAACCUCACGGAGCUCGACCUGUCCCAGAACAACUUCAGCAGCAUUCGAGACGUGGGCCUCAGCAACAUGUCUCAGCUCACAACUCUUCAUCUCGAGGAGAACCAGAUCACAGAAAUGCCUGAUUACUGUCUGCAGGACCUCAGCAACCUGCAGGAGCUCUAUAUAAACCACAACCAGAUCAACGCCAUCCAAGCCAACGCAUUCUCUGGACUUCACAAUCUCCUGAGGCUUCACCUCAACUCCAACAAGCUCAAGUCCAUCAGUAGUCAGUGGUUCGACUCCACACCUAAUCUGGAGAUUCUUAUGAUCGGCGAGAACCCUGUUGUCGGGAUUAUGGACUUCAACUUCAAGCCGCUGGUCAAUCUAAGAAGCCUUGUUUUGGCUGGAAUGGACUUAACGGACGUCCCUGGAAAUGCCUUCGUCGGACUCGACAAUCUCGAAAGUCUCUCCUUUUACGACAACAAGCUGGUCAGGGUUCCCCAGAGAGCAUUCCAAAAACUGCCCAACCUGAAGUUCUUGGAUUUAAACAAAAACCCGGUUCAGAAAAUCCAGGAAGGCGAUUUUAAGAACAUGCUGAGACUGAAAGAGCUGGGCAUCAACAACAUGGGUGAGCUGGUUUCUAUUGACAGAAAUGCUUUGGAUAAUCUUCCUGAGCUCACAAAGUUGGAGGCGACCAACAACCCCAAGUUCUCCUACAUCCACCGCCAAGCUUUUCGGGACGUGCCCGCCUUGGAGAGCUUAAUGCUGAACAACAACGCACUCAGUGCUUUAUACCACUCCACUGUGGUAUCCUUGCCUAACUUGCGUGAGAUCAGCAUCCACAGCAACCCGCUCCGCUGCGACUGCGUUAUUCAUUGGAUGAGUGCCAACAAAAGCAUGGUUCGUUUCAUGGAACCUUUAUCCAUGUUUUGUGCGAUGCCCCCCGAGGUCCGAGGUAUGCAUGUUCGGGACGUUCUGCAGAAGGAAUUGGCGAGUCAGUGCAUCCCGAUGAUAGCCCACGAUACCUUCCCCAGCCACCUCAACUUGGACAUUGGUAUUACUGUGGACUUAGACUGCCGAGCCAUGUCCCAACCUGAGCCAGAAAUCUAUUGGGUGACACCGAUGGGGAACAAGGUGAUGAUGGACACUCUGUCUGAUAAGUACAGUCUGAGCAGUGACGGGACCUUGAGGAUUUCUCGGAUCCAGGUGGAGGACUCUGGGAGAUACACCUGUGUUGCGCAGAAUUCACAAGGCGCUGACACGAGAGUGACAGCCAUACGGGUGAAUGGAACGCUGCUGGACAACACACAGCUGAUGAAGAUUUUUGUCAAACACGCAGAGUCCCACUCAAUUCUGGUCUCUUGGAAGAUUAGCUCAAAUGCCAUGUCGUCCAACCUCAAGUGGUCGUCUGCCACGCUGAAGAUUGACAAUCCCCAUAUAACGUACACUGCCAGGGUUCCGGUCAACGUCCACGAGUACAACCUCACAUACCUGCAGCCGGCGACCGAGUACGAAGUUUGCCUCACCGUUUCCAACAUCCACCAGCAGAGCCAGAAGUCGUGCGCGAACGUGACGACCAAACAAGCCGCUUUUGAGGUGGAGAUAUCCGACCAAGUGACCAACACGGCUCUCGCCGCAGUCAUGGGGACGGUGUUUGCCAUCAUCAGCCUCGCCACUUUGGGCAUCUACAUCGCCAAAAGGUGGAAAAGAAAAAACUAUCAUCAUUCUCUGAAGAAGUACAUGCAGAAGACGUCGUCGAUACCGCUGAAUGAGCUGUAUCCUCCACUCAUUAACUUAUGGGAGGCAGACAACGAGAAAGAGAAAGAGGGAUCCACAGACAACAAACCCAGCCAAGUGGACACCUCUCGCAGCUACUACAUGUGGUGAACGCCACUUCCUGUUCAGACAUCCACAGACUUAUACUCUGUCAGAAGCACAAAUAUACAUAUUUGCUUCUUUGUGUAAAAUAUGCAUUUUUCUUUCACUUCGGUUUGUCUUUCAAACAAAAGACGUUUUUGAUCUUUAGUUUAGCAUUUUGCCUUUUUUUUUUCACUUCAGCGCACACAAUGGCAGCUUCGCUAGGCUCGCUGCGGCUGGUAGCCACACCGCAUUAUUCUCCCUUGUUUAAUAGUCACAGCAUGAGUACUGUCACCGAUUCAUCACAAGCUGAACUUUAACUUGUUUCUCUGGCAGAACUGUUAAAACAGCAACCUCCCUCUUGUGAAGCAGUUUCACCGUUGGCUGUUGUGCACUGAACUAUAUAUAUACUGAUUUGUCUAUGAACUCUAAUAUAAGCUGACGACGUACGUUGCCACUUGAUAUUCCGUCUAUUGAAUACUGUUAGCAAAAACUUCUGUAAUGUUGUAUCAGCUAUUUUGUUCUAUACUUUGUUUGUAUAUUUACAAAUGUUUUAUUUUUGCAGAGCAACGACUGUAAACCAGCAAUAGAAACAUGAAUGUUAUCAAUUAGAUCAAUAGAUGUACUGCUUUCUACAUUUCUGAAAUUUCUUUCCUUUUCUUCUUUGAAAAUGUCUACAAUCACUGUUUUGUUGUGGUUUGCACACAAAAACAUGUUAUUUUGA